ACCCUCAAGUUGUUGUUGACGUAAUGAACCCUGACUGCGUCACCCUUGAGAACGUCAUCUCUCCUAGCUGGCUUUGGCGAUCUGCAUAAUAUCGUGAUUCUAGCGCGCAGAUUCACUGGCAAACUCGUCUCCGAUGAUUUCGAAUUCGAUGUGUGGAGUUCCCUUUUAGGAAAAGUGCUGUAUUAUUCCAAAGCGCAGCUACGACGAUGCUGUGCUCCUCACUUGCUAUUCACUCACAUCCAUCCUUCUCCCUCUCGGAUACCUUUUCUUGGUCUACGCUCUAUAGUUUGUUUUACGAGGUCUGACUUUGAUGGGUAGGUGCACGUUGAUCAAUCGAAACCUUUGGCUGGAGGUUGCGGCUGCCCUGUGGGCUUCGUCGCUGCUACCAACGGCCCAAGCAUACUGCUAUAUUGAUAGUUUCGGAUUUGAACGUUGUACCAUGGGUACAGGGGCUCGCAUCGGAAUUGCGUUCGGACUAAUUGCUCUUGCCGCUCUUGUCGGUAUUAUGGUUAUGGUCGGUAUCCGGAGACGAAGAGCGCAGGCGCAGAAGGCGAACCUCGCCUACGUCCACAAUCCCGUCCAGAAUAACCAGGCACACUAUUACCCUGGCUAUCCACAGGGCUACCCACCGCCGGGCGGCUAUGAUCCUAAUGGCCCUCAGUAUCCCCCGCAGGCUUACACGCCUUAUCCAGGAUAUGACCCCGCGACUGGAUAUGCCCCGCCUAUGGGCUCACCGCCCCAGUACUAUGCUCCACCUGCUGGACCUCCGCCCGACAAGGCAUAGGCUCUCUACCGUGUACUGCAUUGUUAUUGGACUUUCUUCCUUUGCGGCGUGUAUUGGAUUUUUUUGUAUGCCUAGGACUCUGGUAUAGAAAUCCUGUGAAGAUGAAUUUGACGCUGUCGAGUGAUGACAUUCGAUGUGAAGAUUUCCCGUAAUCCCGGUGUUCCAGAGUGUG
Somion occarium is the source of this 956-nucleotide messenger RNA. The record is from the annotation of a GenBank genome assembly. Lineage: Eukaryota; Fungi; Basidiomycota; Agaricomycetes; Polyporales; Cerrenaceae.